AUGGCUGUGUCUCCCGAAGAGUUUAGGAGAGUGUCUAUGUGUGAAACUACUAAAGAGGUAUGGGACUUAUUAGAGACCACGCACGAGGGAACCAAAACUGUUAAAAACUCCAAACUGCAGAUGUUGGCCUCUUGGUUUGGAGAAAUUAGAAUGAAGGAAGAUGAAUGGUUUGAUGAAUUCUACGCCAAGUUGAAAGACAUAAUUAACUCUAGUUUUAACCUAGGUGAAAAAAUUCUAGAAACCAAAAUUGUUCGAAAAGUUCUUAGAUCCCUACUUGAAAGAUUUAGACCCAAGGUUACUGUAAUUGAAGAGAGUAAAGAUUUAGAUAAAGUUAAGAUAGAAGAACUGGUAGAAUCUCUUCAAACCUAUGAACUCACCAUAUCACAACCAAAGAAAAGCAAGUCCAUAGCAUUAAACACUAUUAAGGAAAAUGAGUCUGAAUCUACUGAUGCUGAGACACUAAGGGAUGACGAGAUAGCUUACUUUGUUGAGAAAUUUCAAAAAGUCCUUAGGAACAAGAAAAAAUAUCCAGAAUGGAAGAAGGGUGUCCCUAGCAAAUUCAGAAAGACAAGAGGAUUUGGUCACUAUAAAAAUGAGUGUCCUCAUUAUAGGAAGAACUUGAAUAAAGGAAGGGGUAAGGCUUUGGUAGUGUCACUAACAGAUGAUGAAUUCAAUUCUAGUGAGCAAAGUGAUUCCUCCAGCAGUGAAAAUGAAAGGAACUACAUGGCUUUCGUGUCUAGAGUUAAGAGUGAAUCAGAUAAGGAAAGUGAGAAAGCUGAGGAAGAGAAACAUAGUGAAAACUCUGAGGAAGAAUCUGAAGAUGAGAUUGAUAUUCAUGAGACCUAUCAAUUACUAUUUAAGGAGAGCCUCAAGAUUAAGAGAGUCAAUAAAGCCAUGCUGAAGAAGGUAGAUGAACUUGAAAGAAAGAAAGAGAGACUCGCGGGUGAUCUUCAGGACUCUUCCAAAAAUCUUAGUGAGUUGAGGUGUGUCAAUGAGAAAUUAGAAGUUAAGGUUAGGACUUUAACAAGUGAUCUUGAGAAAUCCAAUACUCAACUCCAGUCUUUCUUAAGUGGGACUAAGAAACUUGAUAACCUGUUAGGGAUGAAUAAACUAGCUGGAAAUAGGCAAGGCCUAGGAUAUAUUAAACAUGAUAACAAUGCUGCUAGUUCUUCCAAGACUACUUUCGUCUUGGCCUCCAACAUAUCUAGUAACAUUACCAAUCUUGAACCUGAGAAUAAAAGUGUUUUAGGACAGAGGACUUCUAGAAUACAUAGGACCACCACGCCUAAAAAUCGAUUUCAACAAUCAUGUGGUUUUGAACUAAGGUUUAUUCCUACUUGUCAUAACUGUGGUGUUUUAGGACACACGAGGCCUAGGUGUCAUAAGCUUAUGAAUAUCGGUAGAAGUAAGGAUAUUCAUAGCCAAGUAAACUUCCUUUCCAAUCUGGUUAGUCACUUAAUUGAGAUGAUGACAAAAUUGACUAUGAUUACCUCAACUUCAAGGAAGGUCUAG
Messenger RNA from Olea europaea var. sylvestris, 1512 nucleotides. Its product is annotated as girdin-like. The record is from RefSeq and is a predicted model, not a curated record. Lineage: Eukaryota; Viridiplantae; Streptophyta; Magnoliopsida; Lamiales; Oleaceae. The coding region runs from base 1 to 1512 and encodes 503 amino acids. The transcript is spliced from 2 exons.